This is a messenger RNA of Microcebus murinus (gray mouse lemur), 4643 nucleotides long. It is a transcript of the gene RCBTB2, whose product is annotated as RCC1 and BTB domain containing protein 2. The record is from RefSeq and is a predicted model, not a curated record. Gene Ontology annotation, molecular function: protein binding. Lineage: Eukaryota; Metazoa; Chordata; Mammalia; Primates; Cheirogaleidae.
UAGAAUUAUAAAUUAGGGAAUCCAUGGAAUUUGCUUAUGCCUUUAGGAGAUUAUCAUAGUCUAGUUCAGUUUUAUCCAUUGGCUAAAGUGAAAUUAAAAUGCCCCUAAGACACUGCAAUUGUUGAAGUUUACUUGAAUUUAAAUUACUACAAAUCAAAAUUAUCCAAGAAAGGGAGAUUUGAGACCAGCCACAGAAUUAUUAGGAUUGCAAAGUGACUUUAAGGACUCUUGUUAAAGGCUGAAAAGAGAGGUAGGUCCACAUGGGGAUAUUUACUACAAAGGAGCAGAUGGCUUGCCUACCUAUAAGUGAUAUUCACAAUGUCCAUCAGUGGAAGGUUGAGGUGAUCCUUUUGGCUUUCAUUAUCUAUAAGGAACAUGAGUCCAGUUUACAUGGUGAUCCCAUCCUGACAACAUGAAAGUUUCUAGGAAAUUUAAGCCAUAAUAGUUUUUUCAGCAUUAAUCUGACAUUGCAGUGUGUAUGUUUUAUGUCUUCAGCAUUGCUAAUCUAACCUGAGCUAAUAUCUAUUAUGUAUGUCUCUCCAUGGGAGACAUUUUGAGGUAGCAAGUACCAACGGAUGAUAGUAUGUGAAUAAAUCAUAAAUUGUGACCACAUCUUAAUAUGUUCUGUAUUAUGCUGAAUGUAUGUCCUACUGAACAAAACAAAUUCUAAGUGAAAAUGAGUCAACUCCAAGAGGGCCUAUCAUAUUGAAGGAAUAUAUAUGUUGUGGGGUAAAGAUCUUUAACAGUUAGGAUUCUAUUCAAUAGGCAUGUUAAGAUUUUUUUUUUUAAUUUGCGUUAGAUCUAUAAGGAUUUAUAAAUGAGCUCCAAGUCCCAUCUCAUGUUAGUUAAUAUAAUAAAAGUAUCUGUAUAAUUUAUGUUGAUUAUUUUUCAUUUUGAAGAGUGACACUUUCUGUGUGUAGCUGAAAAGACCAAAGUUGAGAGCUCAGUAAUCUCUUCAAACUAAAUACAGCUUUGCUUUGGACUGAAGAUCUGACUCAUCUCACUUGUCACAUUAACUUUGUCCUAGAAGACAACUUUACAAGGCUCUAAAAGGAACAGGAUUAAAGAUGACCGAAUUCUUGGCUCCAGAAAUUUAAAACCAUCAGCUUAGCAAAUCAUAUAUUCUUCAGUGGAGUUGAGAAUUGAUAAAUCUGCUCUUCACAGUGAUUUGGAACUUUCCAAUCCCAGAGAAAAGUUGACCAAGGGACUGUACAGGACUGAGUCCAUAUGGAAGAAGAACUUCCUCUUUUCUAUGGAGAGAGUGGCAAGUCAGUACAGGCUACUCUGUCGUCUUUGAAGAUGUUAGAUGUGGGCAAGUGGCCAAUUUUUUCCCUUUGUUCUGAGGAAGAACUGCAGUUGAUUCGUCAGGCGUGUGUCUUUGGCAGUGCUGGCAAUGAAGUUUUAUAUACUACAGUAAACGAUGAGAUUUUUGUGCUUGGCACGAACUGCUGUGGCUGUUUGGGGUUAGGUGACGUCCAGAGCACCAUUGAACCUCGGAGACUGGAUUCCUUAAGUGGCAAAAAGAUAGCCUGCCUCAGCUACGGUAGCGGUCCACACAUUGUCCUUGCAACAACAGAAGGAGAAGUCUUUACCUGGGGUCAUAAUGCUUACAGCCAGCUGGGCAAUGGGACAACUAAUCACGGUUUAGUGCCCUGUCACAUCUCUACUAAUUUGUCCAACAAACAAGUCAUCGAAGUUGCCUGCGGGUCUUACCAUUCUUUGGUGCUAACAUCUGAUGGAGAGGUGUUUGCCUGGGGCUACAAUAACUCUGGGCAGGUGGGAUCCGGCUCCACCGCUAAUCAGCCCAUCCCCCGGCGCGUCACGGGCUGCCUGCAGACUAAAGCGGUGGUGAACAUAGCGUGCGGGCAGAUGUGCUCCAUGGCCGUGGUGGACACCGGCGAGGUGUACGUCUGGGGUUACAACGGGAACGGGCAGCUCGGCCUGGGCAGCAGUGGCAACCAGCCCACGCCCUGCAGGAUCGCCGCGCUGCAGGGCAUCCGCGUCCAGCGGGUUGCCUGUGGCUAUGCGCACACGUUAGUGUUAACAGAUGAAGGCCAAGUGUAUGCUUGGGGUGCCAAUUCCUAUGGCCAGUUGGGCACUGGCAAUAAAAGCAACCAGUCCUACCCGACCCCUGUCGUUGUGGAAAAGGACAGCAGCUGCUGCGGUCAGCCACGCCUGCGCCCCACCCCUGACUUCCUGUGCGGAGCCAGGUGUGCCAGGAUCAUAGAGAUCGCAGCCUGUCACUCUGCCCACACGUCCGCCGCCAAGACCCAGGGAGGGCACGUGUACAUGUGGGGCCAGUGCCGGGGCCAGUCGGUGCUCCUCCCCCAUCUCACCCACUUCUCCUGCACCGACGACGUGUUCGCCUGCUUCGCCACUCCCGCCGUCACGUGGCGCCUCCUGUCCGUGGAACCCGAUGACCACCUCACAGUGGCUGAGUCACUGAAGAGGGAAUUUGACAACCCAGACACUGCAGACCUGACAUUUCUGGUGGAUGGAAAGUACAUUUAUGCACAUAAAGUCCUUCUCAAAAUUAGAUGCGAGCAUUUUCGUUCUUCGCUGGAAGACAAUGAGGGCAAUGUUGUAGAAAUGAGCGAAUUUUCAUACCCCGUUUACCGAGCCUUCCUGGAAUACCUGUACACAGACAGCAUCAGCCUCUCUCCUGAGGAGGCAGUAGGGUUGCUGGACUUGGCUACGUUUUAUAGAGAAAAUCGUUUGAAAAAGCUCUGCCAACAAACUAUCAAACAGGGAAUCUGUGAGGAGAAUGCGAUCGCUCUGCUCUCCGCCGCUGUGAAAUACGACGCCCAGGAUUUAGAAGAAUUCUGCUUCAGGUUUUGCAUAAAUCAUCUGACUGUAGUAACACAAACUUCAGGCUUUGCAGAAAUGGACCAUGAUCUCCUGAAGAACUUUAUCAGCAAAGCAAGCAGAGUUGGAGCCUUUAAAAAUUGAUCCCACCUACAGGAAAGGAGUUUUUGAGCCUUUCCAUUUCCCCUGCAAAAGCCAGAGAUAAAUAACUUCUCUUUAAUUAAUAGUAUGUAUGAUGAGCUACAUUUGGCUGAGUAGUUGUGUCUGUCAAAAGAAGGAUGGUGGUGAGUCAUCUUCAUCUGCCUAAAUCCAAAGUUACAUAGAAAGUAUCGAAUGCACUGAUCAAAAGUGACUAAGGUCAAGGAAAAAAAUUAUAAUACCUUAUUGUUAAUAUAUUUACCAUAUCCUCUUUUGAGUCACUUAAGUUGGAUGCCUUUGGUACACUGGUACAUGCUAUUCUGGCCCAAAUGUUCCGUUAUGCGGCUGGCUGAUGUCACGUAGAUAGCUUGACAAGGAAUGCUGUCCCUACCACAUUUUCAGCAUCUAGCACAGUGCCUCGAAUAUGGUAGGCACUUGAUUAUUGUUAUAAUAUGUACUGGGAACAGCUCUAUUCGUGGAAUACUGGAUGAAGGAAUAACUUAUACAAAAUAAAUUUAAAACAGCCCACAAUUCUUAAGGUCCAUAUUCUUCUGGUACACUGUUCUGAGAAACAGUGGCUAAUUUAGAGCAUUCAUUAGAAUUCACAAAAGGCCUUGGCAAUUAAACUGUCAAAGGCCCAAGGGCUAAUUUUAAUUUAUUUAUUCUGAGUCAUUAGUUUCUCACACGGGAUUAGUGAAUAUGAAGUGUUAUCUUUGAAUGAGAUUCUUGGGUUGAUCUGCCUCACCUGAUCACAUAAGGGCCUUUGCUUUUGUGUUCAGAGGGAUUUGCCUCCAUAAGUAAAAAUGAUUGUUUCUAUCAUAGCUGGCUUUCAUGUCACUAUAAAACAGGUCUCAACCUGGCACUCGUAAAAUUGUGAAGUACUAGCUGAAAAGGAACUAAAUGCUUACAUUUCAUGGACAGCAUUAACAAAAAUGAGAUAAAUUUAUACUUUUUAGAUCAAAACAAGUUACCCAAUUGCAAAAGAGAACGUGGAAAUGGGAUGUAGUAUUGAUUCCUCUAAUAUGUAUCUCACAAUAUGAUAUUAUGUAAAGAAAACAUUUUUGGAAUUAGAAAUCUUGUUCCGAUGCUGAACUAUUUGAUAAUAAAGUGAUCAUUUAUAGAUAAUAGAACAAAUGUGUUGUUUUUUUUUAAUCCCUAAGAAGCAAAAUUAUAUCAAUCUCUAUAUUUUAUAUGUACAUCUAUAUUUUAGAUGUACAUAAAUGUCUUUGAUAUAUUAUACUCUUGUUUUCUAGAGCAGUCAGAUAAGUUCUCAUAGCAAAAUCCACCCUAAAACAUAAAUGGCUUAUAAAUAAACCUAAUUACUAUUCAUAUUAUUGCCUCUGACUGCUCAUUACUGGUGAGGUCAAUUUUUUUUUUCAUAUUUGAAAACUUAAUUUUUUUUAGAGCAGUUUUAGGUGUUCCUAGCAAGAUUGAGAGGACAGUGCAGAGAUUUCCCACAUGCCCCCUGCCCCCACAUAUGCACAGCUUCCCCUGCUGUCAGCGUCCCCCACCAGAGUGGGACAUUUGUUACAACUGAUGAACCUCCACUGACACAUCGUUAUCAGCCAUGGUGCAUAGUUUAUUAAUACAUAAGGGUUCACUCUUGAUGUAUAUUUUAUGGGUUUGGACAAACAUAUAAUGUGUCCAUCAUCACGGUAUCAUAUAGACUAGUUUCACUGCCCUAAACAUCCUCUGUGCUC